GCUGCCUGCCUGUGCUCUCGGCAAUCGUUCGCUCGGGUCUGGGCAGGAGAGAAGAUGGCGGGCUCCGGGAGCGCCGCGCUGGGCCGGGGGUUGGACAUUAGCCUGGCGGCUCUGAGGCGACAUGACCCGUAUAUCCAGGCUAUCGUGGAUGUGGCCAGCCAGGUGGCUCUGUAUACGUUCAGCCAUAAGGCCUGUGAGUGGGAGAAGACUGAUGUGGAAGGAACCCUGUUUGUGUAUUCAAGAUCUGCAUCGCCCAAACACGGCUUCACCAUCAUGAACAGGCUCAGCAUGGAGAAUCGGACCGAGCCAAUCACUAAGGAUCUGGACUUCCAGCUACAGGACCCCUUUCUGCUGUAUCGCAAUGCACGAUUUUUUAUCUACGGGAUUUGGUUUUAUGAUAAAGAAGAGUGCCAAAGAAUUGCUGAACUCAUGAAAAACUUAACUCAGCAGGAGCAACUGAAAGCCCAACAGGGAGCUGCCAGCGGAGUCUCUCCAAUGCCCCUGGGCACAGGGGAUGGGAAGGGGGCAGAUAUACUGCAGAUGUUAACCAAAGCCAAGGAUGAGUACACCAAGUGCAAGUCGUGCUCCGAGCCCAAGAUGAUCACCAGCUCAUCGGCCAUCUACACCAACCCCAACCUCAUCAAGCCCAUUGCUGUUAAACCCAGUGAGUCCCAGCCGGGAAAGGUGAGAGCGUUAGAGGCUGUGGAGUCAGAAAAGCAGCAUUUAUCUCUUACAGCUCUGUUCGGGAAGCCAGACAAAGCACAAGAGCAGAUGAAGCUUCAUUCCGAACCCGGCGCUGUGCGCCACUCGGUGGUCCGUUCCCUCUCGUAUGAAGAACCUGGGAAGGCGACGGAGAAUGUCGAGAAGCAGCUUUGCCCUGCCAUCCAGAAACUCAUGGUGGCGGGAAGUGGGCUGCAACCCGUCUCCGAGGUUCCUGAGAACAGGCCGUGCCAUAAUGGCAGCUAUCCCCCCGAUGGGGACAUCCUCCCUGGCCUGUUCAUCCCGGUGACGCACCAGGCUCCCUUUUCCAAUCAGGACUAUGAGAGCGGGAAAACUCUCUUGCAAACCCUUCACACAGCCCCAGUGGGGGGACCCAACGCCGACAUGGUGUCCUCGUGCGCUGCACACUCACUUAAUUACCACGACUGCUCUCUGCCGAACCAAAGGACUUCAGCCCCAAUGCCUCCAUUGCCUUUGUCUUCUCAACCUGUCAUGGCCUCUGGCACCAUCUCCCCACAGGAGCUGCUCAAGAAGCUAAAUCUGGUGCGCCAGGAGCAGCAAAUGCAAAGCAAUCCCAGGCCGGCCCUAGCGGCUAAAUUCCCGGUGGUCUCCCAGAGCGUGCCGAAAACAUCCUGGGUGGAAAAUAUUCCUCGGGCUGAGAAACAGAAUCUGCUCCUUCAGCAAGCCUCCUCUCCUCAGCAUAUCCCAGCCUCUGUGUCACCAGCACUGCUGAUGUCCCCCAUGGUAUUUGCCCAGCCAAGCCUGCAGACCAGGACAAAUGAAACAGCCAACCUCUCCCUUUGUACCAAAGAGCCCUCCAAUCUGCUCUUCCCCGCUGCAUUCCCAGAGAACCCCACGAACACCAUGAAUAGCUGGAACGGCGUCCUCACUAGGAGUCAGCUCCAGGAGACCCUGCUGCACCUUAUCCAGAACGACGACAGUUUCCUGAAUACAAUUUACGAGACUUACCUUUCGGUGCUAAGACGGGGGGGAACAGGCGGACGGAAGAUCUAAAUAUUUCCUACUCCGUGUAGGAACAUUCCUUUUGGAUAUUACAGGGUUCAUGCUUAGAUGCACAAACUAAUCCUUGGGGGGGGGGGGUUGAACCCAGCUUAUAGGCUUUACGGCAAAAUAGAAGGAACCAUUGGUAAUACAUUCCUAAAUCCAGUAUCUUGGGGAUGACGAGUAAAGGUCAACUAAACCCUUUUUUAAUUAAUAUAUGGGAUAUAAAGGCAGACGGGACGAACUGAGGAUGGGAGGAGAUCUAAUCUGGCAGAAAGUAAAGUAACUGCAAUAAUAAAGCAACUGCCAUUAAGGGUUUGUCCCAACUAGGCCCAACCUCCUCUAUGAACCUGCUCUGGGGUAGAUGAAUCUAGUUACCCCACAGUAUUACCCUGCUCUGGGGUAGAUGAAUCUAGUUACCCCACAGUAUUACCCUGCUCUGGGGUACAUGAGUCUAGUUACCCCACAGUAUUACCCUGCACUUUUAUUAUUAUACUUGGGCUGCUUUUCUUCCUAUGGUCAUGUCCAUGGGAAAGAGAGCAGCCCAUGAAAUAGGUGCAAUUAAAAAAUGGGCACUUCCUUCAUGGAAGCCUAUGUGGACUUACCUUUUAAUACCAUCCUUAUUUUAUUACCCCUGGAAAACAGCAGCCAUGUUUGUAUACAGGUGUGUAUUAGGCAAUACCCCCGCGGAUGAAUUUGGUGCAUCCCUAAUGUAACAUUUUACCCCAAAUUCCUCCUGUGUCACAUAGGUGAAACAGGGAUGUUUUAAAUGGGGGGGGGGGUCUUUUUUAUUGUAAAUGGGUGCAAAUCAGAGUUGUAUAUAUUUUUGCAAGAAAUCAGACUUUUUCUGCGCUUUUCAACACUUUUUGAAUGGAAGGCACUAUUUUUACAGCAUUUGUUUGAGGAGGCAGUGAUGGGGGGGGGGGGGGGGGUCUGUAACAUCACUUUACCUCAGCUUUCCUGUCCUGUUUUUUAUUUUGGGAAAAAUAAAAAAAAAAAUUCUAAAUGA
Messenger RNA from Xenopus tropicalis (tropical clawed frog), 2731 nucleotides. It is a transcript of the gene dcp1b, whose product is annotated as decapping mRNA 1B. Bases 55 to 1734 code for a protein of 559 amino acids. Gene Ontology annotation, molecular function: enzyme activator activity; 5'-(N(7)-methylguanosine 5'-triphospho)-[mRNA] hydrolase activity. NCBI's taxonomy places the organism in Eukaryota, Metazoa, Chordata, Amphibia, Anura, Pipidae. Gene Ontology annotation, biological process: deadenylation-dependent decapping of nuclear-transcribed mRNA. The transcript has 9 exons. The record is from RefSeq and is a predicted model, not a curated record. Gene Ontology annotation, cellular component: nucleus; cytoplasm.